AGUCGCUUUGCUCGGUCGACUAAAAAAUACGUACGAAAACAAAUAAUUUUUUUAAUUUUUUCGCUCGAAAUUCUCUUUUUUUCACUGUACCUACCUAUACAGCAAAAAGUGAGCGACCACGAGAAAGUUUAACGAAACAAAAACUCGACAAUUUACAUGGAAAACAGACGUGAUACAAUUUUCACUCGGUUUCGCAGCGAGAAAUAUCGUCAGUGAAUAUAUAAUUUAUUUAUUAUUUUACCUGUAUUAGAGACGAGGCAAUAAAAAUAUUGAUCACAAACGUGACACAUAACUAUUAUUAUUUUUGGUUUAAAACCCAAGAGUACCUAAUAAUAAAAUUGAAAGUUAAACUCAAUUAAAACAUAAAUUAGACAAGAUAAUCGUUAUCUUUGCAUUACAAAAAAAAAAUUGUGCAUACGUCGCGUAAAAAACAACAACAACAGUUUCUUGCUGUAUUAAAAGAAAAAAAAGUUGAACACAAGCAAAAAAUCAUCAAGGUGUUAGUACCUGGUUAAUGUAGUACCUACGACGAAAAAUUUUAUAUUCAAAGUCGUCACACAUGUUAACUUGAAAUCCCUUCACGUACCAAUACAAAAUAGCCGGCAACUGUUUUAAUUAGCGACAACGACUAGAUGUCAUAAUUUUUCAAACUGUUCCGUGACACUUCAAUAUGGACACCAUUUGUUAUCAUCAUUGCCAUUCCUUAAGAACCGUUCCCCUACCCACAAACACAAUCCAACAUGCAAUCACAUCAAGUAACGUCGAUUGUUGAGCAAGACAACGCCAUCAAUCAACAAUCGGGACAAAUAAUCCCGCGCAGUAAGAUUUUCAACAAAAACAACGACAAAUCGCCCAUUCUCUCGAGCGAAUUCGAAUUCUUGAAUCCACUCAUCAAAAGUAGCAGCAAAAAACACAAGUUGAAGCGAACCGUGAGUGACUUUGGCAAAAUUUCCACGGAAAAUGUCGUUAGUCGCGCCAAUGAUCACCAAAAGAAAAGUGUAAAGCUAUCGAAUUCGUUGUCAAAGGUCGCACAACUACACCACAACAAGACUUUGUCAGACGAAAAAGUGACGGACGAUGAGAUAUCGCCACUACUGACAGACACGAAACCCAAUAAUUUAACAAUUAAAGUGAUAACGGACGAUAAAAAUGUUUUAUUGUAUUCCAAGAAGAGUGUACCGUUGAGUGAUAAUUUAUGCAGCAGCAACAACAACAACAACAUUAGUGAUAUAGAUAAAGAAAAUCUUGUGAAAUACCAAAAGAGGCAACAUUUGAAACUGCCUUUGAACGGAACUUAUAACAAUAAUCGGAGUGAUAGAAGUGACGAUACGAGUGAGACAGGACCUUCCGGAACGGAAAAGCAAAAGAACAAUUGGAGACAUUCAUGGUAUGCACCAAUUUACGGUGUGUUAGAGGAGGAGACUGAAACUAUCAAGGAAUCUUCAAGUUUGCACAAUCUGGCGGGCGUGAAGAAUAAACAGCAUUUAAAUGGGUCGCACGAGUCUGCCUCCCUGUUGGAUUCCCACCACCAUCAAAACACACAACUUUCCGCCCACCAUCACGCAGCAUCGCGUAUCCCUCGCACCAAUACCGUAUGCAUCGUUCCUUCGGGUCAGCAGCACCAGGCCCCAAGUGCCCACACAACGUCGACGCCGCCAGAAAGUGCUCCGAUUCCGCGCAAACGGAAAUUCGAGCAAUUUCUCAAAAAUCUAGUGGGUCGUCGUCCCUCCAAAGAGCCACCAUCGCCUCCCCUCAUCUCGUCGCCCGAAAUUAAGGUCAGCAAGUGUCCGUCGGAGCAUAAUUUGUCGCGUUUGUCGCGAUCGAAACUCAACGUGUCCACAACCUCCCUCAAUUCCGUACACCAAAAACUCUGGUCUGUGGUGCCUUUGCUCCGGAAAAAUGGAAGUUGCAGCAGCUUGCAUGCCCCGAAGCGCGCGGCACCCUUUGGCGGUGUCGACUACAUCGGUCUACGAAAAUGCGAAACGGUCCUGGCUCUCACGAAUUCCACGUAUCGCGAUACCGGAAGCUCGAACGGGAGCUCCGACGGACCCAUACGACCCCUUAAUCGUCUGCGAAAUUGUGGCUCUGUAGCGACAUGCUCGCGUUGUUCUAGUCUCUUGUCGUUAGCUGCCGGCUCAAAGUACUCACUUAACUUAUCCGGCGGUGGAUUCAUUCCAGUCAAUAGUUGUAAUAAUAGUAGUAACGCCAUUUUAUCGUCGACGUCGCAGCAGCAGAUACUUAUUAGUAGUGUAGUGCCUGAAUCACCGACUUUUACCGUAAUUGGGACGACGGGAUCCACGUAUCUCACGCAACUCAGCACGUCAUCCAGCAAAACUGUGUGCAAAUUGUGCCUAGGCGAAUACAAAUCCGACAAUAUGACCAAAAUCUCACAGUGUGGUUGCUCCUUCUGCACCGAGUGCAUGACGGCAUACGUGGAAUUUGAAAUUACCGAAGGUGCUUACGAAGUUUCUUGUCCGGAUGCAAUGUGUCCUGCGCAAGGUGUCAUCUCAAUUGCGGAAAUUACUGCCCUAGCUGCCCCGAGUCUCGUGGAGAAACAUCAUCGCUACCGACUUAACAGAGAAGUGGAAUUAGACAAAUUCCGAACAUGGUGCCCGAAAGCCGGCUGCGAGACAAUUUGUCUUGUUGGACCAACGUCAGUGGAGCGUCUUGUAACGCUUCAAUCGACUUCAUCGUCAAUCGUGCAAGCACCAUGUGCCGUUCAUUGUCCCACGUGCCGCGAGGACUUUUGUUCAGGGUGUAAAAAACCGUGGCAUCCCACAAUGUCAUGUGAGGAAAAUACAAAGCAACUGGGCAAAAAUGAGGUGCUCGGAAUACCGUUCGACAACGAUCUGAUCAAAUGUUGUCCAAUGUGCUCGGUACCGAUCGAAAAGGACGAAGGAUGUGCCCAAAUGAUGUGCAAGCGAUGCAAACAUGUCUUUUGUUGGUAUUGUUUGGCGAGUCUCGAUGACGACUUUUUGUUGCGACACUACGACAAAGGACCGUGCAAAAACAAACUUGGACAUUCACGUGCUUCUGUAGUAUGGCAUCGAGCUCAAGUUAUCGGAAUUUUUGCUGGCUUCGGAAUACUGUUGUUAGUGGCGUCGCCAUUGCUGUUACUCGCAGCUCCCUGUAUUGUUUGCUGCAAAUGCCGCAUCUGUUCGGGUGCUGCCAAACUGGAGGAGAAUGAUACAGACUUGGAGGACCCUAUUACACUGCAAAGAUAGGAUUUGGAGUCGUCGUGGGAUGUGAUGUGGAUGCAAGAUGCUUGAUACUGCACCAACUUAUUGAAAAAAAAACUAUUUAUUAAUUUUUUUUUAAAAAACGCUUGGACUGUUUUCACAGAGCAAAAAAAAAGCUCUGAAGUGAGCUACGUCGCUUAUGUUGAAACCUAAUUACGUGUUAAAAUAUUUUAUGUAAAAUGAGAAAAAAAAUCGUCAUUUGAAAAAAAUGAAAAGAAAAGUUGUCUAUCGUACCUUUUUCGAAAAAAAAUGCUUAAAUGUUCCAAAUUAUAUAAAAUAGUAUUAGCAAGAGUUGUCAGUAUAUAUUUUAAAAUUUUUUGAACUUCCUUUUUGAUUUAUUUCGUGAAAUAUUAAGUAUUGCUAAAUAUUACAAGACUAAAUUUUUCCUUCUCAUAUUUUUAAAAAGUCUUCAAAUUUCCAUUAAAAUAAUAAAAAAUUAUAUUGAUAACUCUCUAAAUAUUAAUAUUCAAAG
Culicoides brevitarsis is the source of this 3711-nucleotide messenger RNA. RefSeq lists its product as uncharacterized. The transcript is spliced from 8 exons. The record is from RefSeq and is a predicted model, not a curated record. Lineage: Eukaryota; Metazoa; Arthropoda; Insecta; Diptera; Ceratopogonidae. The coding region runs from base 741 to 3224 and encodes 827 amino acids. Gene Ontology annotation, molecular function: ubiquitin protein ligase activity; zinc ion binding; ubiquitin conjugating enzyme binding. Gene Ontology annotation, cellular component: ubiquitin ligase complex; cytoplasm. Gene Ontology annotation, biological process: protein polyubiquitination; ubiquitin-dependent protein catabolic process; positive regulation of proteasomal ubiquitin-dependent protein catabolic process.